Molecule: messenger RNA, 1113 nt
Organism: Aspergillus mulundensis
Lineage: Eukaryota; Fungi; Ascomycota; Eurotiomycetes; Eurotiales; Aspergillaceae
Exons: 5
Coding region: 1-1113 (370 amino acids)
Molecular function (GO): protein binding
Source: RefSeq, a predicted model, not a curated record
AUGGCCUUCGACUGUUACUGCGCCAUUUGCGGCGUCGGCUUCUCCGGCAUGCGCAUCGGGACACCAUCAGAUGCUACGGCCGAGCGACGACGACAAUAUGUCGAGAGUGUAUCUCGGUCGCUGGACAGUGCGGAAGAACGACCGCCUGUUCCCCAGGAUGGAGAGGAGUCCAUUCAAAGCUAUGACCCGCGCCUGGUCGAUCAGGACAACAUUGCCUGGACAAAGCAGGUACACUGCUUGGGGAUGCACGAGGUCAAGGGGAAGAACAAAGCGUUUGUCUCCGGACCAGGAUACUACGCAGAUGCAGGCGAGCUAGCUGUGAAGAUGGGACAGCGGGCAAAGCGAACAUACUUCAACUGCUACGGCUUCGGGACGGAUGAAGCCCCUGGCCCGGUGGUGCCCUUCCACUGGUGCUGCUUUGAGAUCCUCCUUCGAUCUUUGACAGGCACGACGGACCCCAAGGACGUCGACCUGGAUGUUCUUUACGAUGUCAUGAUGGGCAUGUGCAAUAGCUCAGGCUCUGCCCUGCGACUCGCCUACGGUGAUGACGUUGCCCACGCCCAGGGUCAGUACUGGCGCUGUCUUCCUGGGGCAGAGUUCUCCGUUCGCCACCCCACGAACACACCAAACCUCGCAAAGUUCAUGCAAACACAACUGAAAACCAACAAACCCCUUCACACCCCAUCGAAAAACCUCAACUUUGACACCCGAACACCCAAGAACCCAUUCGGCGCUCUUCCCGCCGAACUCGUCUACCAAAUUUGCUCGUUCCUCCCUGGGUCAUCACUCAAGUCUCUUAUUCAAGCAUCCCCUUUCAUCCACCUUCUGACGAACGACGACUAUUUCUGGCGAUCCUUCAUUGAGUCCGAUAUGCCAUGGCUCUUCGACUCGACAGCGCCGGCGGAGAGUCUAACCCAAAUCCUGCGCAACUCAGCUCCUGGUGUGGACCUGAACCACAAGCAGGUGUAUACCUGGCUUGAUUCCGUCACCAAGCCGAAGUACGGCCUUGAGGAUCCGACCCUCAUGGGCAUUGCGAACCGGAGGAGGAUUUGGGGCGCUUGCGAGGAGCUCGCAAAGGGAUAUCGUGCUGUCGCUGUUUCUGCGGCAGCAUAA